AUACACACAGUUUUAUUAUAGUAAAAAUAAAGUAAUUACAAUUUUACUACAAAUAUAAUGUUUAAACUAUAGUUGUGAGACCAUAUUUCAUUUUUGAUCAAUGUGAUUUCACUACAAAUAAAAAACUAUUGGUUACUAUAAUUAAACCAUGGUUAAUUUUCGUACGAGUUUAUUAUUUAAAAAAUGUAAAUCCAUAAUUAUAAAACAUCGCUAAUCGUUUUCUAUUUAUACAGUAAUAAAAUAAAACGAACUUUACAAUAAUAAAUACAACAGUUAAAAUAAUAUGUAAACAUUACUGUGUGUGAGCGUAAACAACAAAAGCGUGCAUGCGCAUUUCCGUAUUGGUAGCGUUGCCAUGGAGACGUCACUGCGUUGCUGGCAUGAUAGACGCUUGCUUCCUCACGUUAUUUCUGCAACAACGAAUGAAACUAACCUAAUAACUUAAAAAGGUACAUCUAAUAUUUUACUUUAGUAAGAUUUGUGCAAUGUUUGAUUAACUUUAAAAACAAAAAAUAUUAAGGUAAAAAACGUGAUAAAUGUUAAAAGUUAUAUGCAGUGUUAAGAAAGCUAAAUGCUAAUAUGUUCAUUUGUAUAAACUAAUGCACUGUCUGUCUAUCUAUAUGGGCUUGGCUAUUCCAUAGGUUUCAUCAGAGUUCAAUGUCGUCUGGGGAAAAGAUGCAAGUGACCAGGCCCAAAUCUUCUAAGGGACGAAGCAGACCUAUGAUGGCAAACUUUCAGAAGAUGGAAACACCGGCCCAUUAUCCCACACUUUUGCCCCAACCUCCAACCAAAUCAAAUGACAGGACAAAUCAACACCUUCGGUCCCAAGCUGUUCCCAGAUGCAGGAGUCAACCGAGUACAGAGGUACUGCCUGAAAUCUUUGACAGACCUCCAGAUGAACCUUCCUCCCUCAACAGAUACAGGGUUCUCCCCUCCAUAGAGAAAAAACUGUCAGGAAACCGGUCCAGUUCAGAUGUGGACAGAAAGGCCUCACAGAUGAGUCAGGGUGACAACAGCCACAGGAUUUGUAAGCAACAGUGUGCUUCACAUCUCCCAACAAAAGCUCAGGGCAACGCAAGGAUGAGGAAUGUUUCGAAUAGUCCAAAAACCCCAAAGCAAUCAGUUGUGAUGCCAAAGGGGACAGGGAGUAAAAUGGGUUUAAUGCCUCAAGAUGAACCAGACCUACUGCUUGCUAUCAGAAAUCCAUGCGGUCACAGAUUCAAGUGCAAUUUUCAUCCAACAGAUAAGCUUCAGGCGGUACUAUCAAAGGCAGAGGCUGAAUUUGGGGAGAAUUAUGAGAAUUGCAUCAUUGAGACUAUGGAUGUACCACGCAGGACCUUUACAAACUUGACAAUGACUUUAGCCCAGUGUGGCAUCCUUAACAAAUCAGUUUUAUGCAUUUCACAGGAUGGCAGCAGUAUUGAUUCAACUUGAAAUUAACAGAUGAAUAGUUGUUCAUUUGAUACCUUUGAUUCAUACUUAGAUUUAUGAUACAGUCCGAUCAACAUUUCAUAUCUGCAUUUAUUAAUUAUGUAAUAAUUGUAUGAUGCACAGAAAACAUAUAUAUUUUUGGUAAAAAGCCAAGAUUUUUUUUUUGGGUGAUGUUCUAGUAUCGUGUCAGUCUCUUUAUUGCUGACUUUACAUAAUAAAACCACUUUGUUCUUUAAAGAGCCUGAUUUUUAUCAUUUAUUCAGGUAAAAUGUCAUAAAUAUGCUGUAA
Messenger RNA from Paramisgurnus dabryanus, 1719 nucleotides. It is a transcript of the gene ubxn10, whose product is annotated as UBX domain protein 10. The record is from RefSeq and is a predicted model, not a curated record. Gene Ontology annotation, molecular function: protein binding. NCBI's taxonomy places the organism in Eukaryota, Metazoa, Chordata, Actinopteri, Cypriniformes, Cobitidae.